This is a messenger RNA of Mizuhopecten yessoensis (Yesso scallop), 714 nucleotides long. RefSeq names its product putative deoxyribonuclease TATDN2. The transcript has a single exon. Gene Ontology annotation, molecular function: hydrolase activity, acting on ester bonds. Bases 1 to 714 code for a protein of 237 amino acids. The record is from RefSeq and is a predicted model, not a curated record. Lineage: Eukaryota; Metazoa; Mollusca; Bivalvia; Pectinida; Pectinidae.
AUGGUAAAUAUAAACCAGUUAGCCAUGUCAGAAUGUGACCCCGUUACCUAUCCAACUAAGGAGCAUCUGGCUACACUACCAGAGGACAUGGAGGUCGCAGUGGGGGUACAUCCGAAGCACCAGUACUCGCAGGAGCAGUUCAACCGCGUUGUCCAGGAGCUGCGUCAACUUAUCCUUCUGCCUAGUGUCGGAGCAGUCGGCGAGAUUGGGCUGGACCAUUCUGUCCCUAGGGAGCAGUGGGCUCAGCAGUCAGUUAUGCUGGAGAAGAUUCUGCCACCUGUGGAACCCAGGCAUGUCCUGGCAUUACACUGUAGAGGAAUCACCGGAGACAGUGGAGCGGAGGCCUAUCUACUUCUGCUCUAUUAUGUGAAGAAGGCUGUGGGUCCUGACCAGAGAAUACAUCUCCAUUGUUUCAGUGGAGAUUCGUAUGUUCGUGACCAGUGGACCAGUGCCUUCUCACAGCUGUACUUCGGAUUCACCAGUAUGGCUGCUAAGUUCAAAAACCAGCAGUCCCAAGCCGUGAGGGGAAACAACUCUGAACGAGUACUGUUAGAGACGGACGCUCCAUAUUUUGCCAGACCUGGAACCAAGUGCUCCGCACCAAACCAACUGUUCCGGACAGCGUCGUCUCUAGCACGUUACUUCAAGAUGAACCCGGAAUCACUGCUUGCUACAUCUGUCCAGAACGCCCGACGACUGUAUCGACGCGUGUAG